Molecule: messenger RNA, 2630 nt
Organism: Ylistrum balloti
Lineage: Eukaryota; Metazoa; Mollusca; Bivalvia; Pectinida; Pectinidae
Product: long-chain-fatty-acid--CoA ligase ACSBG2-like
Exons: 17
Coding region: 94-2238 (714 amino acids)
Cellular component (GO): endoplasmic reticulum; membrane
Molecular function (GO): long-chain fatty acid-CoA ligase activity
Source: RefSeq, a predicted model, not a curated record
AAGAUUGUAAAUUAGUGGUGCGUUAGCUCGGCGUGCAGGAGGAUUCAAGCUGUCCGGCUAAUGAACUAAUUACGACCGAAAUACACAGGAAUUAUGGCUGACUCAGAAACUCUGGUGCAAAGUGAAGUGUCACCUGACCAGGUGGAAAUCCAGACAGAAACCCAAGCAAAAAUUGGAAAUGGCAAAGACAGUUCUACCAAUAACAACACAGACCAGAAACAAGAUGUCGUGACCAAUUCUACAAACACCACAGCUCAGGACCAGGAGAACAAGUCAGCAAGACAUAUUGAUGAUUGUCUGACAGCCAAAACCAUGUGGACAUCUGAUCCCUCCACCCCUGUAAUAUUGAGGAUGGGAGACACUCCUCCUUACUCAAACACACCAAUAACAACCAUCUCUGUGUUUGAGAACACUGUAAAAAAGCUGCCAAAUGGCAUUGCUAUUACGGUCAAACGGAAUGGUGAGUGGGUGAAAUGGACCUAUCAGCAGUAUUAUGAUGAAGUCAAAACUGCUGCAAAGGCUUUCAUUAAGCUUGGACUAGAACCAUACCAUGCAGUCAGUAUUCUUGGAUUUAACUCACCGGAAUGGGCCAUCGCAGAUUUAGGGAGUAUAUUUGCAGGUGGUCUUGCUACUGGAGUCUACACAACCAACACACCGGAAGCAUGUCAGUAUAUAUUGUUUGACUCUGGGACUAACAUUGCUGUAGUGGAAAAUGAUACACAACUCCAGAAAAUCCUUUGUAUCUGGGAUCAGCUCCCACACCUCAAGGCCAUUGUACAAUAUAAUGGAGAACUGAAAGAAGCAAAGGAAAAUGUCUACACUUGGAAGGAAUUCAUGGCUAUGGCAGAAGGUGUGCCAGACUCAGCUCUCCAGGAAAGACUUCAAAUGCAGGCUCCCAACAAAGCUUGUACAUUAGUGUAUACGUCAGGAACAACAGGAAACCCUAAGGGUGUUAUGCUGAGUCAUGACAGUAUCACAUGGAUAUGCAAGCAGCAUGGAGACAAUGUUAAUUACAAAUUUGGAGUGGAGGUUGCUGUGAGUUAUCUUCCCUUGAGUCACAUUGCAGCCCAACUGAUGGACAUACACAUUCCAGUGUUAUUUGGAGGCACCAUAUACUUUGCACAACCAGAUGCGCUUAAGGGUACACUCAAGGAUACUUUGAAAGAAGCACGUCCAACUGCCUUUUUUGGUGUCCCUCGUGUUUGGGAAAAGUUCAUGGAGAAAAUGAUUGAAAAAGGGAAAUCAGUCACCGGAGUGAAGAAAAUGAUUGGUACUAAGGCCAAAGAAAUCGGUCUUCGUGGUGUCUACGCCAAAAUGAACAAACAGUGGAUGCCAUUUGGAUGGACUUUGGCAAAUAUCAUGGUUUUCAACAAAGUAAAGGCUGAACUUGGACUGGACAGGUGCUCUAUGACAUACACAGGUGCUGCUCCUAUUUCCCGUGAAACCAUCGAGUACUUCUACAGUCUCAACAUUCCUUUGCUGUCUGUGUUCGGACUUAGUGAGUCAACAGGUCCACAUACAGUAGAUACUACAACAGAUUUCAGAAUAGGAAGUGUUGGUAAGGAAACGCCCGGCUGUCAAACAAAAAUAGCAAAUCCAGAAGAAGAUGGAAAUGGAGAGAUAUGCAUGUGGGGUAGACAUGUUUUCAUGGGCUACAUAAGAAAUGAAGAAAAAACAGCUGAAGCAUUCGAUGAAGCAGGUUGGCUUCAAUCAGGAGACAUUGGUAGAAAGGACGAGGAUGGAUUCUUAUUUGUAACUGGCCGAAUUAAAGAGAUAAUCAUCACAGCUGGAGGAGAGAAUGUGGCUCCCAUACCUAUAGAAAACAAUGUGAAAGAAGCACUCCCAUUUGUAUCUAACUGCAUGUUGAUUGGAGACCAGAAGAAGUUCCUCAGCAUGUUUUUAACCUUUAAGGUUGAAAUGAAUGCUGAAACUGGAGCCCCAACAGAUGUGUUUACUGAAGAAGCCAAGGAGUGGUGUAAAUCUGUUGGCAGUGAGGCAACAAAAAUGGCUGACGUUCUGGACAACAAGGAUGAAAAUGUCAUGAAGGCUAUUCAGGCUGGUAUAGACCAGGCCAACACGAAAACUACCUCAAGGGCCACAAAGAUACAGAAAUGGUCAAUCCUUCCAACCGAUUUCUCCAUCCCUGGGGGAGAACUGGGACCAACACUUAAGACAAUGAGACCCAAGAUUGUGAAGAAAUACAAGGAACAAAUAGAGGCAUUUUAUGUUGAAUCUUAAUGAUAGCAGCUCAGACAUGUAUGUUUUAAUCUAUGAUUGACUGGAAUGAAAAUAUCAUACAGCUUAGGGACUUACUGUUGGUAGUGAUAAAACAUGCACAAAAUUUUAUUCAUGAAACUAUAGGUAUAAACAACGUUACAGAAUCUCUAAGAUCGAGGGUAGGAACACAGCUGAGGUGGUGGUGACCUCUGAUAUUGUUUGAUUUUAUACUCAUUUAUUGUGCAUUUAAUGCGUAAUGAUUUGCCUGUAUUUACUGGAAAAUUUAUGAUUUCUUAAAGAACAGGAUGAAACAGAACACAAUGUCGCAAACUUUUUCUAAGGAACAUUUGUAUACUCUGUUUCUUGUAAGUGAAUAUUCUCUUUGUUGAGAAACUUAUACUAUGCAAAAAUUU